Messenger RNA from Chinchilla lanigera (long-tailed chinchilla), 3824 nucleotides. RefSeq names its product kelch repeat and BTB (POZ) domain containing 7 (gene Kbtbd7). Bases 619 to 2598 code for a protein of 659 amino acids. Lineage: Eukaryota; Metazoa; Chordata; Mammalia; Rodentia; Chinchillidae. The transcript is spliced from 2 exons. The record is from RefSeq and is a predicted model, not a curated record. Gene Ontology annotation, molecular function: protein binding.
ACUAAGUAUCCUGUGCACUUUAUAUUAUUCCAUGUUCACACAAACCUAUGAAAUAUUCUUUAUUCCUGUUUUACAAAGAAGGAGGUUUUCAGACAGAACCCACACAGUCUAAGGGUAAUAAAAUGGGUCUGCUGCUCUAGUCUUCAAAGUCAACCGUCUUCACCUGAAAUUCACGGGAAGUAACGCUGUUAGCCAAUCUCGAGAAACCUCGCGAUAUUGCAGAAACUACAAUUCCCAAAAUGCAAGACGGUACUCUGCUUCAGUCUCGGUUGCGAGUCUGAACGGCUCCAGCAUGCCUUGAGGCGCGAAAGGCAACCUGGGAGUGGUAGUCCCUCUGGGCGCCGGCCGGAAUCGCCAGCGCGGCAGUGGCGGAUUGAGCGGCUCCAGCGGGAGGACCUGUUAGGGCUGAGGCGGAGAAAGGGCGUGGAACGGAAAGGGUGAGUCAGGCAGUGUCUGUGCGAUAAAAGGAGACUGGACGGCGGCGUAGGUGUGAGUUGAGGAAGUGCGGCCAGUGCCGCAGUCCGUUCUGGUCACCGCUAUCCUCUGGCGGUGGAAGGGUAAGGAGGAGCCGGGCGCCCGCAGCCGUCCCGCCCUCGGCGUCCGGCCGCCAUAUCUAGCAUGCAGUCCCGGGAAGACGGCCCGCGCUCCCGCCGCCUCGCCAGUCCCCGCGGUGGGAGGCGGCCCAAGAGGAUCUCCAAGCCUUCGGUUUCGGCCUUUUUCACGGGCCCAGAGGAACUGAAAGACACAGCGCAUUCCGCAGCCCUGCUCGCACAGCUCAAGUCCUUCUACGACGCACGGCUGCUGUGCGAUGUGACCAUCGAGGUGGUGACGCCUGGCAGCGGGCCUGGCACUGGCCGCCUGUUUUCCUGCAACCGCAACGUGCUGGCCGCCGCGUGCCCCUACUUCAAGAGCAUGUUCACAGGGGGCAUGUACGAGAGCCAGCAAGCGAGCGUGACCAUGCACGAUGUGGACGCUGAGUCCUUCGAGGUGUUGGUUGACUACUGCUACACGGGGCGUGUGUCCCUGAGCGAGGCCAAUGUGCAGCGCCUCUAUGCGGCCUCUGACAUGCUUCAGCUCGAAUAUGUCCGCGAAGCCUGUGCUUCUUUCUUGGCUCGCCGCCUGGACCUGGCCAACUGCACUGCCAUCCUCAAGUUUGCUGACGCCUUUGACCAUCACAAGCUCCGAUCUCAGGCCCAGUCAUUUAUAGCUCACAACUUCAAGCAGCUGAGCAGAAUGGGUUCGGUUCGGGAGGAGACUCUAGCAGAUCUGACCGUAGCCCAGCUGCUGCCCGUUCUGCGCCUGGACAGUUUGGACAUAGAGAGUGAGAGGACCGUGUGCCACGUGGCUGUGCAGUGGCUGGAGGCAGCUCCCAAAGAGCGAGGGCCCAGCGCAGCGGAAGUCUUUAGAUGUGUCCGCUGGGCACACUUCACUGACGAAGACCGGGACUACCUGGAAGGGCUGCUGACCAAGCCCAUUGUGAAGAAGUACUGCCAGGACGUUAUUGAAGGGGCCCUGCAGAUGCGCUAUGGUGACAUGCUGUACAAGUCCCUGGUGCCAAAGACAAAUAGCACCAGCAGCAGAGGCAGCAGUAGCUGUACUAGCAGCAGCAGCAGCAGCAGCAGCAGCUGUGUUGUAGCUGUAGCUGAUAAUUUACCCCAGAGAUUAGGUAUGUGUGCCAAAGAGAUGGUAAUUUUCUUUGGACAUCCCAGAGAUCCUUUUCUCUGCUAUGACCCAUACUCAGGGGACAUUUAUACAAUGCCAUCACCUUUGACCAGCUUGGCUCACACUAAGACUAUCACCUCCUCAGCUGUUUGUAUCUCCCCAGACCAUGAUAUCUAUUUAGCUGCCCAGCCCAGAAAAGACCUGUGGGUGUAUAAACCAGCCCAAAAUAGUUGGCAACAACUGGCAGAUCGAUUGCUGUGUCGUGAGGGCAUGGAUGUGGCAUAUCUCAAUGGUUACAUUUACAUUUUGGGUGGCCGAGACCCUAUUACUGGAGUUAAAUUGAAAGAAGUGGAAUGCUACAGUGUUCAGCGGAACCAGUGGGCUCUGGUGGCUCCUGUACCCCAUUCCUUUUAUUCCUUUGAACUGAUAGUCGUUCAGAACUACCUUUAUGCUGUCAACAGUAAGCGCAUGCUGUGCUAUGAUCCUAGUCAUAAUAUGUGGCUGAACUGUGCAUCUCUGAAGCGAAGUGAAUUUCAGGAAGCCUGUGUCUUCAAUGAUGAGAUCUAUUGUAUUUGCGACAUCCCAAUUAUGAAGGUCUACAACCCAGCCAGGGGGGAAUGGAGACGGAUUAGCAAUAUUCCUUUGGAUUCAGAGACCCACAACUACCAGAUUGUCAAUCAUGACCAAAAGUUACUGCUUAUUACUUCUACCACCCCACAAUGGAAAAAGAACCGGGUGACUGUGUAUGAAUAUGAUACUAGGGAAGACCAAUGGAUUAAUAUAGGUACCAUGUUAGGCCUUCUGCAGUUUGACUCUGGUUUCAUUUGUCUCUGUGCUCGGGUUUAUCCUUCCUGCCUUGAACCUGGUCAGAGUUUCAUCACUGAAGAAGAUGAUGCACGAACAGAGGAAUCUGGUCCCGAUGAAGUGAAUUUUUGAAUGAGAAAGAGGGAAAGAAAAAAGAUAACAACAAAAAUAUUCCACAAAUAAUGCAUUCUUCAUCAUUUUGAUUGGCCACUUGAAGAGUCUACAAGAUGUUCCUCUUUAACAUUAUUUCUAGAGAAAUAAGAUGCCUGCCUAGCGGUACGUAUUCCUUCAAAAGAGUAGACAUGCUACCAUGGCCUGAGGUUGGUUUUGUUUGAUUUGCUAUCUGGGAUAUUAUAAGCACUGUUUUUAACAUAGACAUGUAUUUCUCAGUGGUAUUCCAUAUGGGCCAAUUUUUCUUCAUUAACUUCCAUUGUUAGGUUAUAUUCGAUAAGGUUGAACUGUAACAAUAUUUAUCUCAACCAGAUUAUUUAUCUGCCAGUUAAGAUCUGUAACUGAUGUAUAAAAGACAAAUCCUUCAAUUUGUCUCAAGGUUUGAGUUAAAGUCUAGGCUAAAUAUUAUUAUUUUGGUUUACAGUGAGGAUUUUGGUUUUGUGAUAUAUUUGUGAAUUAGGGAAUAGAUGUUAACUAUUAUUUUAUAGAUAAGUGAUUUGUACAUGGUUAUAAAUAAAACUGGUACUAAAUCUCAGGCUUCUUGACUUUCUAACUCAGUGGUUCUGUUAAAUGUAUAAAACCUUGUUUAACAUAACCAGCAGUGCUGAAACCUCUUCUUGACAAGAAAGCACCUUUGUCUCAGUUUUCUAAUUAAUCAGCACAUCUUGUAGCAAAUGUUUAAUAUGACGUAUUUUAGGGUAGUGAUUUAUAUGAUUUAGAAUGUCUCCUGUAGUUGUUAGGGUAUCUGGAUCAUAAUGGAGAUUGAGUCAUUCCCCAGGAAAAUUUGCAUUUAUAUUUUGCUAAUUUCAAGGAAGUUCAUCCACAAACCCAGGUUAAGAUCACUUGUGACAUAUUUUUCAUGAGACAUAGUUCACAUGUUGACUAGGGGACAGAGCAACAUAUUCCUAUAACAGAGCUAAAGAAAUAAUAGAUGUUCACUAUCUGAAAGAGAUGUAAAAAUUAAUGACUACCUCAGAGCAAAAGUAAAGUUGACAUUUCUGAAAUUCGCAUUUGUUCAUCGUAACAUGUUACUGAAUGUAAAUGAUUUAAAGGAAGAAUAAAGUGAGUUAUGUAUAUAAAUUAUAGGCUUUGGAGCUUACAUGUUAUACAUAUUUAAAUGAUAUAUUGUCCAAGAAGGCUGUGUGUGCUAGGUGUGGUGGCAUGCACCUGUAAUACCAGCACUUUGG